Portunus trituberculatus (swimming crab) is the source of this 534-nucleotide messenger RNA. RefSeq lists its product as uncharacterized. The transcript has 5 exons. NCBI's taxonomy places the organism in Eukaryota, Metazoa, Arthropoda, Malacostraca, Decapoda, Portunidae. Bases 1 to 534 code for a protein of 177 amino acids. The record is from RefSeq and is a predicted model, not a curated record.
AUGGGGUGCCUUCCUGGGUUGCAUGAUUUGGUCAUCGCGGUGAUAACUGUUUCCAGGUUUACAGGAACUCGAACAGCGCGAAGAGGACAGAGUUGGGACGGCAGUCGGUGGGUGGACGCCGCGCUGGGCACACGGGGCGCCGCGGGUUUGGAACUAUCUCGCUCAUUCACGCUGACUCUGCAUCUUACAAUUACACAUACAUAUACAGACACACACGUAUACAGACGCAGAAAACAUUUGUCUUACUGUAUAGCGAAGGAGGAGCAGGAUAACAUUACUAACACAACAGCGUCAUUAAAGACUAAGGACGCCUUCCAGGUGAGGUCGUGGGGUGUGGUGGUGGUUGACACACGGCACCUCACCCCACCUAACGCCACACGCCGCCUUGGCUCUGUCCGCAACGUCUCUCUCAUCAACAGGCGCGGGCCGAGGAUGUCCGCUCACCUACUCCUCCACCUGGCCGCCGCACUCAUCCUUAGCACAGGCCAGGGGUCGUGGCUGCCCCUGCCGAGGACGAGAAGCAGCAAGGAAUAA